This is a messenger RNA of Letharia lupina, 393 nucleotides long. RefSeq lists its product as uncharacterized. The transcript is spliced from 3 exons. Lineage: Eukaryota; Fungi; Ascomycota; Lecanoromycetes; Lecanorales; Parmeliaceae. The record is from RefSeq and is a predicted model, not a curated record. The coding region runs from base 1 to 393 and encodes 130 amino acids.
AUGGCCACAAUCAUCCGCCGGCACCCUCGAAAGCUCGUCGCCGGUAUUGUUCUUGUCGGUGUCGGAUACGGCGUCGCUGAGGGUAUACUCCCAAACCCACUUCAGACUUCCGGUGUACAGAAUAUCGAGCAGCGCUAUUCGUCCGGCGGCGGCUCUAAGAAUCAUUUGCCAGGCGCUGCUACAAAGAGAGGGCAUCCUGAUUCGGUAGAGGGGAAUACGGAGACGGCGAAGGGGAUUGGAAGCCCACAUCACGAGGCAAACUAUCAGGAGCAGAAACCAGAUACCUACCGUCUAAUGAUGCAGGCCGCUUUCGACGAAAAGAAUAUUUCACAAACGCAGCAAGGAGAAGGAGAGGCCAAAGGUGUCACGCAGCAAAUCAUCAAUAAUGGUUAA